Spirodela intermedia is the source of this 1461-nucleotide messenger RNA. NCBI's taxonomy places the organism in Eukaryota, Viridiplantae, Streptophyta, Magnoliopsida, Alismatales, Araceae. The record is from the annotation of a GenBank genome assembly.
AUGGCUUCCGGCAGAAGAUCCCCCGGCGGGGCCGGCGGCGGCGGUGGCCGUGGAGGGAGAAGCAUACGGCUGUUCGGGACGUGGGUCAGCUGCCCUCAACAAGAACCACCUCACCAGCCGGGAAAGGGUAGCGAACGAAGGCCGCAAGAGCAUGGAAGGGAGCUUCGUCCUGCCGGCGGCGCUGACACACCCCCUGAAGACCUCCGCAUCAGCAACAACAGUACAUACACACACACACACACACACACACAUAUAUAUAUAGAGAGCGAGAGCGACAGAGAGAGAGAGGUUUCUCCCUAAUGGUUCUCUCUCUUUCUCUCUCUCUCUCUCUAAUGCGUCUGGGUUUGCAAUGACAGGUGGUCCAUGGACGGAGGAGGAGCACAAGGCAUUCCUGGAGGGGCUGGCGGAGAAGGGGAUGAGGAACUGGCGGGCGAUAUCGAGCGAGUUUGUGAAGACGAGGACCACCAAGCAGGUGAUGAGCCACGCGCAGAAGUACUUCCUCUACCAGGCCAAACCCGUGAAGCGAAGGCGCAGUCUCUUCGACCUCGCACCCGACUCUGAAACCCAUCACCCACCGCCGCCGCCGCCCACCGGCGGCACCGCCGGGUGCGGUGGUCUCCCCGAUCCCCCGAUGCCCCCCUGAUAACACUUCGCCGUCUCUUGUACCCCUCCUGCGAAUUAGUGGCGGAUCUCGCGGCAGAGGCAGACACACAGACGAAGACAGACAGCGCAUCUCUUCUUACUAGCAUUGAAAGAUCAGCCACCAAAAUCCAUGGCAGAUAUAUACACAAAAACGAGCGAGCGACAGAGAGAGAGAGAGAGAAACAGACAGACAGACAGACAUGCUAAGUGUAUACAUUAGCUUGAAUUAUUAUAUGCCAAAAACUGCCUGCACAAUUCUGGGAGGGGACCCAAUGGCUGGGCUUCUUCAUAGGCUCAAGCGCCCAGAAGAUAGAGAGAGAGAGAGAAAGAGAAAGAGAGAGAGAGAGAAGAGAGAGAGAGAGAGAGAGAGGUCAGGAGUGUGUAUGCAUACAAAAAGAUGUCUGUAUAUCAACAAGACGGAGGGUGGGGUCAAUUACCGUAAGCCAAAACUGGCUGCCCACAGCAGGGAAACUCUCCAGUGGCCCUCAGAAGAACCGCCUCUUGAAGUUCCGGGUGGUGGCCUGGUACGAGUGCAUGAGCAGCCCGACGCCAAGGCCCAGGCCCAGGCACAUCCCCAGCCCGAUCCCCACACCGACCCGCACCCCGGCGUUGAACCACGAGAGCUGCCCGUCUUCCUCACUGUACAGGCCUCGCACCAUCUUCUCCUCCAUCUCUGCUUCAUCGCUCUCGCCUUCCAUUACCUGCAGGAGGAUUCCACCAGAGAGUUUCAGUACUUGUGAGCUGAGGAGAGCCGGGGAAAUGGAAAAAACUUUCUUAUUUUGGAUAAGGGAUGCUAUCCUGAGACCAAUGUACCAAUAA